Molecule: messenger RNA, 3384 nt
Organism: Hippocampus comes (tiger tail seahorse)
Lineage: Eukaryota; Metazoa; Chordata; Actinopteri; Syngnathiformes; Syngnathidae
Product: leucine-rich repeat-containing protein 32-like
Exons: 2
Coding region: 263-2224 (653 amino acids)
Molecular function (GO): protein binding
Source: RefSeq, a predicted model, not a curated record
UACAUUUUAACCUUUAACCUGCUUUUGCGUGGGUCCAAUACAAUGAGUCCAACAUGUCAUAAAACAUGAUAAUUUUCUUUGUGUAAAAGGCCAUUAUUUGCCCUCCAUGCAUAAUAUUUCUAAAAAUAGCAUCCCGAAGCCUAUCUGCUGUCCACAGCUGUUUAUUCUUCCUUCCAUUUUUUUUUUUUUUUUUUUAAAUGGGGCGUGACAGUAAAAAGGGUGUGCAAGAGGAUGACAGUAGCAUUGGAAGUGCAGAGGAAACAUGGUCAAACACAUGUUUGCUUAUCUCCUCCUUCUAUGGUCACUCGGCCUGUACAUAACCGGGAAAAUGGAUGACGGUCCAAAGGAGCAAUCUUGGAGAAACCAGAACCUUGAUUCCAUCCCUCCGGAUUUGGAUGUACGAUUGAGAAGCCUUGACCUGUCCAAUAACUUCAUCAGACGGCUGCACAAAGUUGAUUUGCCGUACUUAGAGCAGCUGGACUUCAGCAGCAACCAGCUGGAGCUCAUCUCUGAGGGAGCUCUAAGAGACCUGGCUGUGCUUGAGAAGUUGAAUCUGUCCAUGAAUGCACUGAACACCAACCUUGACAGAAACAGCAAAGGCCUACAAUCCAUCGGUGGACUGAAGAGUUUGGACAUAUCUUGGAAUAACUUGGGGAACGAAGCAGUCAAACUGUAUCUACGAAACAAAUCCUCUCUUGAGCAACUGAAGAUGAGUGGGAAUUCUUUAACAUGGCUUACACACGACUUGUUCAAAGAGAGUGAAAACCUCAGGAGCAUUAAUAUCGAUGCCAAUCUGAUAUCAGCGAUUGACAAAGGAACAUUCGAAGCGCUCGGAAAACUAGAAAAGCUGAACCUGGCUAAAAAUAACCUUGCUCACAUAUGUGAUUUUAAAUUACAGCGAGUUCAAUAUUUGAAUCUAAGUAGAAAUUCCAUCGAGUUCUUUGUUACCGCUGAGGAUAACCACAUGUACUCUCUUGAAACACUUGACCUUAGUCAUAACAAACUGCUUUAUUUCCCCAUUCUCCCAAAACGUAACCAAUUGAAAUUCCUUUAUUUGCAACAUAAUGUUGUGGGCACUUUAACUUCAGAGGAAUCGAUGGUAUCAGAGACUAAUGCCCUUUAUAACGAAGUGGUCAGAAUGAAUGAUGUGAGAAUCGGAAAAAAUCAUCUCCACUCAACCUGGAGACUGAUGCCACUGCUCCAUAUUGACCUCAGCCAUAACCACUUCACAUCUUUUCCACUGGAAACAUUGAGCCUUCUCUCAACUUUGGAAGGGCUCGAUUUCAGUUUUAACUGCGUGCAAAAGCUCACAUGGAACGUCCGACAGGAGAGUGCAUCUAAAUACUACAGGCAGCUUUAUUUUCCCUCCUUAAGGUACCUGAACAUGCAAAGCAAUGGACUCGUAUCCAUUUCACCACUCUUUCUCAAAGCGCUCACACAAGUCGAGACAAUAAAUCUCCGAGACAACGCGGUGCAGCCUUGCGCUCCCGUGGGCCAAAUGCCCAGCUCCUUAUCAUCACAGCAACUCAACUUGAACUCAUCCUGUAUAGCCUUUGGAAAAUUAAAAACUCUCAAACAUCUGAGCCUUGAAAACAACGACAUCAAGAGUCUUCCGGCAAAUGCAUUUCGGGAAAGUUCUUUGGUGUCUCUCAACCUAGCUCGAAAUUCUCACAUGAUCAUGCGAGUUGACUCAUUGGAGGACAUAAAAGAAACUCUUCAGUCGUUGACGAUCAGUGAAUUGAAUGUGACCAAUUCCGAACUGUUUUUGCCCUGCAUGCCACUGCUAAUGCAUCUGAACAUAUCCAACAAUCGUCUAACUGCCUUACCGCAUAAUUUAAAUUGCUCUCCUCUGAGAGAACUCAGCAUAAGGAAUAAUGCCUUUGUGUCUGUAAACUACUCGUUGAUUCUGGCGUUAUCAGCACACCUCCAUGUUAUGUAUUUCAGUGGAAAUGACUUAACCUGUUGUGACAGUAAUUGGCUGAGCGCCCUGAAUAAUUCCAGGAUUAAAAUGCCUGAUAUUGAUCUCACCAAAUGCGUCACCGAUGACAGCAGUAUCCCUAUCGAAGAGUAUUUGAAAAGUUCUUCACUGUAUUGUUCGCACCACAUAAAAGGGAUUCACUUGGGACAAAUCUUUAUUGUUAUUUUGUUUGUAACUGUCUUCAUAACAGUUUUCAUGAUGUUCGCUCGAAAAAUAUGUUGCCUAAAAAAGUCAUUCGGAGUGUGACAAAACCGUACAGUUGUAAUAAGAUUCAAGACAAACCCGGAUCAAAAAUAUUCUCAGUUUGAAUUGACACUGUAAAUUAAAUUACUUAACAAGAUGUUUAUUCUUGCAUCUGUUAAAGCAACAUGAGUACACUGGGAGUCUACUGGAUGAACGGUGGUGGUGCUGCGCUGUCCAGCCCCACUUAUUCGGACUGUGAACCCGCGCCAAGUUUGACUGACUACAUGCAGGACCUUCAAAAGAGUACAGAAGACCCAGGACUCCUGACUUACUUUUUUUUUUAACUCACAGUGGCCAUUAACCUGAAAUUUUCGGGGUGCAAAUAGUUGGGGCGCACACUGUAAAUCGAUUUGCAAAAUAAAUACCGGUAAUAAUUCCCCUCAUUUUCACAAAAUUACUGAUAAAUGGACUGAGUUCAUCAGCAACGGCAAAUAUUCAAGAAUAGUAAAAAAAGAUUGUUUGAAAUGUUUCCGGUGAACGCACUCACCAUGUUUCAGCACUCCAUCCAGGCCCACCACUUUUGAGGUUGGAACUUCCUGUCUCAGAGAAUGGUGAGGAGCCUGACAAACCUGUAGAGAAGCAGAAGAAGGGAUUUCACUUGUAUCGUGCUUUUCUACCUUCGGUAAUCAAAGUGCUUGAACACCAUUUCCACAUUCGCCAACUGACGCAGCAUCAGAGGCAACUGGGGGCUCAGUAUCUUGCUCAAGGACACUUGGACAUGGUCACAAAGCCAUGCCUCCCCGAUAAUACCAAAUAUACAGUUGAUAAAGUAUAUCAACUGUAUAGAAAAAAUUAAUCAGCCAAAGCAGUCAGAAGACGUCAGGGUGUCCCAGUACUUGCACAAGUGAGUGGAAUCGUACAGGUGAAGUAGCAGGAGCCGAAGCAAUGGAUUUGACCGCUAGCGCUACGCACAGCUUGUCUGGCUAGUCAUCACUUGUUAUGACAGUUUGUUUUAAUGUUUUACAGUGGUGUGACAGUCAAGAAUUGCCACGACUCACCCGAGCAUUAUGACGUCACCAUUUGGCAUUCAUGUUGUUGUUGUUGCUUUUUCAAUGAGAUUACCUGUUCAUUUACGAUCACCAGCAGGUAAACUCGACUGGUAAAAAUGUUCAAAUGUUUGUUUUAACAUGUGCAGUCAAUAAACAUUUUAUGGGCAGCAGUUU